AUGUUCAAAGGAGACAGUGGUAAAAAUAAGAAACCAACAUCAAAUCUUAAAAAAACUUUUCAGAAGCAUAGAAGGAACCAUAGCAAUAUCAGCGUAGCGGAAACAUUCCCUGAUUUUGGUGAGUUCAAUGAUACACAGAUUAACUCGUCGGAUAAUUCAACGACUUCAUUAACACGCCUGGGGCAAACCCCCUUGAUGGGAACAUCAAAUAAAUCCUUGGAAUCAUUACAAAGUGCACCCGAGCUACGUCCACAUUUACAUACAAGAUCACGCUCGUUUAAUGGCAUUAACAGUCUGUCCCCUAAAUUCUCUUUUCCUAAUAAACCUAAUUUACCCAAUCCAGCCAAGCUGAAAUCAGGAAUCUCAAAAAAAUCAAACAAAAAUCGAAUCAAGAGUACAUCACUUAUAGAAUCUUCCACUAUUUUGGAGGAUGAUGAAACAGAGAUGAAUUUUCCCAUGCUUCCAGAGUUUUCCUUUGGUGGAGAGAGGAAAGAUAUACCUAUGCCAAAGGAGAAGACAUCUGGCGGUGAUUUAAGUGCUGAAUCAGGUACUGAAUCUUUGGAGAAUGAACGACAAGAUGUAAAGAUGAUGCGAUCAUCCAUAGAUGCAGAUUUUGAUUUCAAUUUUUCCAAAGAUGCAACGGUGCCUAGGGGCCAACAAAUACUAAGAUCCAGAAAACGUAACCCACCAGUUCAUAAAAAGGUGGUCAUGUCUAUGGGAAGUAGUUCAGAUGACGAUGCUUCAACGGAAAAUGAAACUGACAGUGAAAAUGAAAAUGAAAAUGGUAAUACUAGGAAUCCAUUUUUCAGUAAGAGUUCCGGAGACCAAGAGUCUGUUAAAAGUCAAGAAUCGCCUUCAAAAUCUGGAAUCCGAUCAUUUUUCCGUAAAAGGGGGCUUUCGUUAAGUUCCAAAUCUGUUCCACGUUCAGAACAAACACAUUCUAGUAACACAUCCAAUGACAGCACAGACAACAAAGAAAAAAGUAGUGUCAACGAUAUCGCAAUGGAAAGGUUAUCUAGCAGUCCACCUAUUAAUGAACAUACACUUAAUGACAGCACUGAUAUCCAUUUCUCCGAUGAGAAAGCCGGUCAUGAUAACACGGAUAAUGAUAGUGCAAAUGAUACAACCGUGAAGAAUGAAGGUGCAUAUGAGGAUGAAAACUACCAAACUCACGAUGAUACGGGAUCAUUCCAGGUCGAUGACGAUAACAAUGGCAUUGGCAAUACUAACAGUGAGAACUUCUUCAAAAAUAUAUUUCAUAUGGAUGGACUGUUGGGGCAAGGUGGACUAAUACCACAUCAGAAUGUCAGUCAAAAUACUAUCAAGAGGGGGGAUACAAUACAUGAUGAAGAAAAUCCACCUCCUGAUUUUGAAGAAGAAAUAAGAGGUGAAGCCAAAGUUCUAGUUGACCAUAUGAUUAGAAGCCCUCUUGAGAAUUUGAAAAAAAUAAGCUUCAAGAAUUCUAGAAAAAGAAAUGCUUCUCAAAGUUCAAAUAAUGAUAGAGCUGCUGGUAAUGAUACAGAUAAUACAGGCGAUAGUGGUAUCUAUGUUCCCGAGGGUGCCCACUUACCUCUUGAUCCAUUUGAUGACCUACAAAACAUUGAACAAUUCAGUAUUGAUGUUCCUGAAAACGUUAUCGAAAAACCAAAGAAAAUACGUGCUGGAAUACAAUCAACAUUAUUUCAACUGUAUAAUACACAUUUAAUGGGUACAAAUUCCACUGCGACAUCCCUUUCUGGUGACAAUGCUUCCACCUUGGUUAAUGAAAAACCAAUGCAUGAGUCUUUUUUCUUGGAAUCAAGGCCAGAACAUAAUAAUUUGAAUAUGAAUCUUGGCGAGGAGAUUGAGCGGACAGGGAUUGCAGGCCACCCUUUGGGUAAUGUUGAUUUUCUGGAUGAAAUGCCGGAUUUGGAGAGAAUCAAGGAUGAAGAAACUGAGAACUUCAAAUCGUUUCACAAAAAGACGGCAUCUUUACAAGAGAAAUUCUUCCAUGUGGAUCCCAAGAAGCCAGCUAAUUCAUCAAAGAAAAAAUCUGAUGUUAAAUUUGAAUUACCAAACUUCAGUAGUAAACCAAAGUCUGCAGCUACAUCAGGAAGUGAAAUAAAAACACAUUUGGGCAACUUAAAAAAACGUAGAUUUAACAAAAUGGUGAACAAGGAAACAAAGGCACGUAUUACUGUUCAUAUCACUGAUGUUCUAGAAAGACAGAGGUUCAUAUUGACCCUUUGUAAAGCGUUUAUGCUUUAUGGUGCACCAACCCAUAGACUUGAAGAGUACAUGUCAAUGACAGCGCAAGUUCUUGAAAUAGAUGGAUCGUUUAUCUAUUUCCCGGGUUGUAUGUUGGUGUCCUUUGGUGAUCUAAAUGCGCGUACUUCUGAGAUGAAACUUGUCAGAUGUGCCCAGGGUUUAGAUCUUGGGAAGCUAGACGAAGUGCAUGACGUCUAUAAGGAUGUCGUUCAUGAUCGUUUGGGUGCUGUUGAAGGUUAUCAAGUGCUAGAUAAAAUUCUAACAAGGAAACCCAAGUUCAAUAAAUGGUGGUGUAUAUUAUUUUAUGCUCUUUCAUCUCUUGCUGUUGCACCAUGGAGUUUUGGUGGUUCUUGGAUUGAUUUGCCAAUGUGUUUUGCUAUUGGUGGUAUUAUUGGCUUUUUGCAGUUUGUUGUUUGUCCUAAAAAUACACUAUACUCUUCUGUUUUUGAAGUCACGUCUAGUAUUAUUGCCAGUUUCUUGGCUAGAGCUUUCGGGUCGAUUAAUAGUGGUAACACUUUUUGCUACGCAGCUCUAGUGCAGAGCCCCUUGGCGUUGAUAUUACCUGGAUAUAUUAUUCUUUGUGGUUCUCUUGAACUUCAAAGCAGAAACAUUGUUGCAGGUAGCGUUAGGAUGUUUUACGCUUUUAUUUAUUCACUCAUGUUAUCAUUUGGUAUCACUCUUGGGGCCGCCUUAUACGGAUGGAUUGACCACAAUGCUACUUCCGCAACAACAUGUACAACAAACAUCUCGCCGUGGUACAGAUUUCUGUUUGUUCCGAUGUUUACCAUUGGUAUUGCAUUGACUAAUCAGGCAUCCUGGUCUCAGUUACCAAUGAUGUGUAUAAUAUCUGGGUGUGGUUACGUUGUUUCUUAUUUUGCUUCGACACACUUCAAAGAGGUCACAGAAUUGAAUGCAACUUUGGGAUGUUUUAUUAUCGGUCUAGUGAGUAAUAUCUACUCGAGAAGUAUAAAAACGAUCAAUCAUUAUUUGAAGUUACGAGGAUCUUUUAUGACUGUCGCAUUAAUGCUUCCAGCUAUUUUUGUUCAAGUUCCUAGUGGUAUUGCAUCCCAGGGUUCUGUUUUUACGGGUAUAACGGCAGCAAAUAAUAUUGUUCAUAGCGACAACCAGACUGAAGCUAGUCAAACAAAUUCAUUAUCUUUUGGUAUGGUUAUGAUCCAAGUUGCAUUAGGUAUUAGCGUGGGCUUAUACCUUAGUACAAUUAUUGUUUAUCCAUUUGGUAAAAAACGGACUGGAUUAUUUACUUUAUAG
Molecule: messenger RNA, 3516 nt
Organism: Pichia kudriavzevii
Lineage: Eukaryota; Fungi; Ascomycota; Pichiomycetes; Pichiales; Pichiaceae
Exons: 1
Coding region: 1-3516 (1171 amino acids)
Biological process (GO): transmembrane transport
Molecular function (GO): transmembrane transporter activity
Source: RefSeq, a predicted model, not a curated record